This is a messenger RNA of Nelumbo nucifera (sacred lotus), 1498 nucleotides long. RefSeq lists its product as uncharacterized. Lineage: Eukaryota; Viridiplantae; Streptophyta; Magnoliopsida; Proteales; Nelumbonaceae. The record is from RefSeq and is a predicted model, not a curated record.
AGAGUAGCAGAUUGGGAAACUCAUAUAGUGGGCGAGAGCAGGCGAGAAGAGAGAAAAAAAGAGAGAGAGAUUGUUUGAGAGAGAGAGAGAGAGAGAGACAGAGAAAGGGAGAGGACAGGCACGUCAUUUCCGAGAUCGAGCUUUUUUGUGCGUGAAGACAGAGAAAACGCAGAGCCAGAAGUGCUUCCUAAAACUAAAACCAUUAAAAGUAAGGAGGAGUGAGAGAGGAGAGAUCUGGAGACCUGUUUUCCUUUCGUUCUCACUUCUCAUUGUUUCGGCGAGCACUCCAGCUAGAGUAGUAAGAUAGAAGUUGAACGAAAAUGGAGAGAACUACUCCUGUGAGGAAGCCUCACACAUCUACAGCGGAUCUGCUCACAUGGUCCGAAAAUCCUCCCGCCGACUCCUCUGCUUCAAAUUCUGCAACUUCCGGUUCGCGACCGACAAUCCGUACUCACCAACCGUCCGACGGGAUUAGUAAAGUUCUCUUCGGAGGUCAGGUUACUGAUGAAGAAGUCGAUAGCUUGUUGAAAAGGAAACCAUGUUCUGGGUCUAAGUGGAGGGAGAUGACUGGUAGUGGUAUAUUUGCAGCUGAUAGUGAGAAUGAUGCAGCAGAAUCUGGUAGUGCUAAUCCGGCUUCUAACAAUAAAACAGGAUUACGGAUUUACCAGCAAGCACUGAGUGGGAUCAGCCAGAUCUCAUUUAGUGCUGAAGAGAGUGUUUCUCCCAAGAAGCCAACUUCAAUUCCUGAGGUGGCAAAGCAGCGAGAGCUAAGUGGGACACUUGAAACUGAGUCUGAGGCAACGAUAAGGAAGCAGCUAUCAGAUGCAAAGUGCAAGGAGCUUAGUGGGCAUGAUAUAUUUGGCCCCCCUCCUGAAAAUCCACCUCGACCAUUGGCUGCACGCUCCUUGGAGAAAGAAGGCAAAGACAUGGGAGAACCCGUGCCACGUAAUGUACGCACAUCCGUCAAAGUGUCUAACCCUGCUGGAGGUCAGAGUAAUUUCAUGUUUAGCGAGGAGCCGGUGGUGAAGACAGCAAAGAAGAUACAUAACCAGAAAUUUGCUGAGCUCUCCGGCAAUGACAUCUUCAAAGGGGAUGCACCUCCCGGUUCGGCUGAGAAGUCGCUUAGUGAGGCGAAGCUGCGAGAGAUGAGUGGGAGCGACAUCUUCGCUGAUGGGAAGGCAUCUUCCAGAGACUACCUAGGUGGUGUCCGCAAGCCUCCAGGUGGUGAGAGCAGCAUUGCCUUGGUUUGACUGUCGUGUCUAACUUCUCCAUUUUUACAUUAUUUCUUGGUGUUUUGGUUUUCUGUUAAUUCUUAGUGGAAUGAUAUCUUGUAUUUAUGAACUUUGAAGGGCCUCGUUCUACAUGCUUUGAUUGUGGGUGGGUUCUUGCCGAGUUGGGGGUGUGUCGUGUUCGUGUGUGAUAUAUUAAACUUCUUAGGCUUUUAACAUCCAAACCGGAAGAAUGGAUUCUUAUCUAAUUGGUUUCUCUUUCUUCACAA